Messenger RNA from Apaloderma vittatum (bar-tailed trogon), 1554 nucleotides. It is a transcript of the gene IGF2BP2, whose product is annotated as insulin-like growth factor 2 mRNA binding protein 2. Gene Ontology annotation, molecular function: mRNA 3'-UTR binding. Gene Ontology annotation, cellular component: cytosol; cytoplasm; nucleus. Gene Ontology annotation, biological process: nervous system development; regulation of gene expression. Bases 1 to 1554 code for a protein of 517 amino acids. The record is from RefSeq and is a predicted model, not a curated record. NCBI's taxonomy places the organism in Eukaryota, Metazoa, Chordata, Aves, Trogoniformes, Trogonidae. The transcript has 14 exons.
AUGCGGUGGCAGCCACGAGUGUGUGACCAGGACAGGCAGGAGAAGGAUUUAGGCUGCUGGAGCAGAAAGAUCCAGAUCCGAAACAUCCCUCCGCACCUGCAGUGGGAGGUGCUGGAUGGCCUGUUAGCUCAGUAUGGGACUGUGGAGAACGUAGAGCAAGUCAACACAGAUACAGAAACAGCUGUUGUCAACGUAACGUAUGCAACUAAAGAAGAAGCAAAAGUAGCAAUUGAGAAGCUGAAUGACCACGAGUUUGAGAACUAUUCCUUCAAGAUUUCCUACAUCCCGGAUGAAGAGGUGAGCUCCCCUCAGCCCCCUCAGCGAUCCCGCCGCGGGGGCCACUCUUCCAGGGAGCGGGGCUCCUCCCCAGGGGGCUCUUCACAGCCCAAACAGCUCGAUUUCCCACUGCGGAUGCUGGUGCCCACGCAGUUUGUUGGUGCGAUCAUAGGAAAGGAGGGCUUGACCAUAAAGAACCUUACUAAGCAAACCCAGUCCAAGGUUGACAUCCAUCGGAAGGAGAAUGCUGGUGCUGCUGAAAAGCCUGUCACCAUCCAUGCCACGCCAGAGGGGUGCUCCGAAGCGUGUCGUAUGAUCCUUGAUAUCAUGCAGAAGGAGGCUGAUGAAACUAAAUCAGCAGAAGAGAUUCCCUUGAAAAUCCUAGCGCACAACAGUCUGGUGGGGAGGUUGAUUGGCAAGGAGGGCCGCAACCUCAAGAAGAUCGAGCAGGACACAGGCACGAAGAUCACCAUCUCACCUUUGCAGGAUUUAACCAUUUAUAAUCCCGAGCGGACCAUCACGGUGAAGGGCAGCACGGAGGCAUGCUCCAAUGCUGAAGUGGAGAUCAUGAAGAAGUUGCGAGAGGCCUACGAGAACGAUGUGGUGGCCGUCAAUCAACAAGCCAACCUGAUCCCAGGACUGAACCUCAGUGCUCUGGGCAUCUUCUCCACGGGGCUGUCCAUGCUCCCAUCAACCCCAGGGGCCCGAGGGGCUGCAGCGGCUGCCCCAUACCACCCGUUUGCUCUGCCAGAGCAGGAGGUUGUGAAUUUGUUCAUCCCAACACAGGCGGUGGGGGCCAUCAUUGGGAAGAAGGGGCAGCACAUCAAACAGCUGGCACGUUUUGCCGGCGCCUCCAUCAAGAUUGCCCCGGCAGAAGGUCCUGAUGCCAGUGAGCGGAUGGUCAUCAUCACAGGGCCACCCGAGGCUCAGUUCAAGGCCCAGGGGCGAAUAUUUGGGAAGCUGAAAGAGGAAAACUUCUUUAACCCAAAAGAAGAAGUGAAGCUUGAAGCCCACAUCAAGGUGCCUUCCUUCACUGCCGGCCGCGUGAUAGGCAAAGGUGGCAAGACGGUGAACGAACUGCAAAAUUUAACUAGUGCAGAAGUCAUUGUACCACGAGACCAAACCCCAGACGAGAACGAGGAGGUCAUCGUUAAAAUCAUUGGGCAUUUCUUUGCUAGUCAGACUGCACAGCGCAAGAUCAGGGAAAUCGUACAGCAGGUGAAACAGCAGGAGCAGAAACACGCUCAGGGAGCCCCGGCCUCGCAGCACAGCAAGUGA